AUAUAGGCAAAGCUGCUUUUGCAAGAUUCGGUGACAAUGAUAAAGUCAAAGGUAUAAUCACCUUUGUUGAGGAGUUUGACGUUGGCGCUACUCAUCGAGUGCUAAUUACAGUUGCAGUGUUCUCCGAUGGUUUUGUGAGCCCGAAUAUUAAUGAUUAUAGAUUUUUCAUUGGAAACAAUGAGGUGACCAAUGAUUUUUUCGGCUUGAGCAUUGAUUCUCCUAGAGCCAAAUUUUCUGAUUGCAAUGUUAGUAUCGAUGGACUUAAAGUUAAGGAUAUCAUUGGAAAGCAAUUCCUUAUUACGUUAAACGAUAAAAAAAUUGGCCGUGAUAAAAUUUCAGCUUAUUAA
Molecule: messenger RNA, 347 nt
Organism: Entrophospora sp. SA101
Lineage: Eukaryota; Fungi; Glomeromycota; Glomeromycetes; Entrophosporales; Entrophosporaceae
Source: the annotation of a GenBank genome assembly